Messenger RNA from Penicillium manginii, 2223 nucleotides. RefSeq names its product MINDY family deubiquitinase. Gene Ontology annotation, biological process: protein K48-linked deubiquitination. The record is from RefSeq and is a predicted model, not a curated record. Gene Ontology annotation, cellular component: cell periphery; cytosol. Bases 1 to 2223 code for a protein of 740 amino acids. NCBI's taxonomy places the organism in Eukaryota, Fungi, Ascomycota, Eurotiomycetes, Eurotiales, Aspergillaceae. Gene Ontology annotation, molecular function: cysteine-type deubiquitinase activity; K48-linked deubiquitinase activity; cysteine-type carboxypeptidase activity. The transcript is spliced from 4 exons.
AUGGUGCUCCGCAAACCUCCUCCUCCACGUCUCGAGAAUCUCAACAAGUGGCAUGCCCGUGCAGAGUCCUAUUCCCCAACCUCCUCCCAUUCCCCGUCAUCGCAACGUCGGACCCGCCCACACCGAGUUCCUUCCCAGGACUCUGUCUACUCCCCAGAUCUCAAUACAUCCCCGGCAUUUGAUCUGAUGCCUCUCGAACAGGCUCAGAGAUCCCCCGUGGGCUCAUCGACGAGUCACCCGCCCAACUCCUGGAAUGAUGGAUUGGGAGACCGACCAGCCACCGGUGAUGGGUCGUAUCCAGCGGGGUCUGAGGUGAAAGCACACGGGCUCCCGUCGGCUCUCGCGCCGGGUCCACCAGGAUCGUCAACUGGCGAUUUUGGCUGGCAGCCCACCUCGCGAGACCGCAGCUUCACAACGGGGGAGGUACCGUCAGAGUAUGGAAAUAAAUAUCCCCCACACCUUACCACCAACCUUCUUCCCGGGAUGAUCGAUGUUGAUACUGACCCCUUUCAAGCGGAGGGAUACAUCCCCAUGACAGCGCGACUCUCCUUACUCGAUUCUCCCGAAAACGAAUCCCCAUGGGCAGAACACGACUUGACUCAGCCCGACUAUCAACGCCCUCUGGCCAAUCCCCAGCCCUACGAGCCGUCCCCCGUCAACAAAGCAGCUUCCAAUUCACAAUCACCCUUGCCAAUUGCAUCGGGCAUACGAUCUCAAGACAGCGCUCUUGGACAACCAUUGACAGCUCCAAAGCUCUCACCUGCAGAAGCGGCCAGACAGCAAGAGCAGAGGGCAGAGACCUAUUCCAUCCGCCAGAUCAACCGCACUGAUCGGAAUGGAAACCUAUUCCAGUCUCCCAUCUUGGUUCAAAAUCUAAAUGGUCCCUGUCCUUUACUUGCUCUCAUCAACGCGCUUGUACUUCGAGCUGAGCCAAAUACACAACCACCGAUCAUCAAAGCUCUGCGAACCCGCGAACAAAUCUCGCUGGGCUUGUUGAUCGAGGCUCUUUUCGACGAAUUAACUACUUGCCUGGGGCCACACCAGGAGUUUCCGGAUAUUGAAGCACUCACUCAGUUCCUCACUAUGUUGCAUACCGGCAUGAACGAAACCGAGGAUUCCCUUGGCACAUUUCUUCAAACCCCAGAUAUUCGAUUCUACAGUACAUUUGGCAUUCCUCUCAUUCACGGCUGGCUCGCAUCCUGGUCUGACCCAGCCCAUGAUGCUAUGACCCGGAUUGGUCAAUACCAUGAAGACAUUCAGUUGUUGCAUUUCAAUAAACAGGAUCUUGAGGAUCGUGUCAUGCAGGGCCAGUCUCUCUUGCCGGAGGAAGAGGGAAGGAUGGCGGACAUCCAAACCAUUCAGCAUUUUGUUGAUAUCGAAAAUGCAACACAGCUGAGCCCAUUUGGGCUGACACAACUAUCUACACGACUCGCGCCCGGCUCCAUCUCGAUCCUAUUCCGCAACGAUCAUUUCUCUACGCUAUAUAAACAUCCUGAAUCGCAUCAGCUCUUCACUUUGGUCACAGAUGCUGGUUAUGCCAAUCACGCAGAGGUUGUCUGGGAAUCCCUCGUCGAUGUGACUGGCUUCAAUGCAGAGUUCUUGUCUGGCGACUUUCGAGCAGUUGGCCACGGCCCAUCGGGCUCUGGUGGUCCCUCCGCCUCCGAUCCCGUCGAUCCUCGUGCAUCAAACCUUUCACCGAAUAGUCCGCCCGCGGCGAACGAUGGAUCUCAGUCCCCAAUGUCGAACCAGGAGCAAAGUGACGCAGAUUAUGCAUAUGCACUCUCACUACAAUUCCAAGAGGAGGAACAGCGUGAAAGGCAGGGAAGUCAACAAGGGAGCGACAAUGGCCCCCGUGCAUCAGGCCCCGCCCGUCGCGAAUCUGUCCCUCCUCGCAUGCCAAGCUCUUCCCAUACACGAAGUAGCUCUUCACCGCGUCUAUCCUCUCCUCGCAUCAACGGGCCCGACAGAGUUUCGAGCAUUACCACUGGGCUCCGACAGCAACAGCCACGACCACCCGCUGCAGCCGAUCCCGAUGAUCCAAACGCGCCCCCUCCUCCUUACGAACAAGCUGCGAGUGGCCCACGGUAUUCACCUCCUGAACGGCGAAACCGAUAUAGCGACUUCCCCGUCGAUUCGAACGGUUCAUAUUCUCCACGAUACCCCCCCGAAUCGAUAUUCAAAUCGGCCCACUACAGACCGAUAUGGUACCGACCGGAAUCGUAA